UUUUUUAAACCCGGAAGUGGUUGACACAGUUUGGCUGCAGGUUUUGCACGGCUCUCCUUCACUUUAUCCGUGUAUUAAUUAUCUGUAAGUCGUGUCGCUGCAUUGUUUAAGAGAGAAAUUGUGCAUGUGAAGUUGUUUUAAAGGAAGACUUGCUAACAUUUGCAGUGUGUAUCUGGAUGUUGAGUGUGCGUGCUCUGUUUGGGAUCAGCUUCCUGGUGACCUCAAGGGCCCAAGCAGUCCUCUCUCAGACAUGCCCGCUGCCCGCUGCAGCUAACAACCACAAGAAGGACUGUUCCAGCAGCAGAGCGGUCUCCACCAUGGCCCAGACCAUCAAAUACCUCGGGCAGGAGGAGGCGCAGCACAUCGAUGAGGAGCUCUUCAGUGAGUAUGGCUUCAGCGUGGAUCAGCUGAUGGAGCUGGCUGGACUCAGCUGUGCCACAGCCGUUGCCAGGGCGUAUCCAAUCAGCUCCCUGGUGAAGGCCAAACCGUCUCUGCUGGUGAUUUGUGGACCGGGGAACAAUGGGGGGGACGGCCUGGUCUGCGCCCGACACCUUAAACUCUUUGGUUACGAGCCCACCAUCCUGUACCCGAAGAGGCCUAACAAGCCUCUGUUUCAGGGUCUGACCAUACAGUGCCAGAAGAUGGAGAUCCCCUUCCUGACAGAGAUGCCAGAGGCUAAAUUGAUUGACGAGGCUUACAACCUGGUGAUAGACGCCAUCUUCGGCUUCAGCUUUAAGGGGGCUGUGCGAGAGCCUUUUGGUUCCAUCCUGGACGUGCUGAAAAAGACCACCUCCCCCAUCGCCAGCAUCGACAUCCCCUCAGGUUGGGAUGUGGAGCAGGGCAGUGCAGAUGGAAUGCAGCCCGACAUGCUCAUCUCCCUCACGGCUCCCAAGAAGUCUGCUUCCAUGUUCAGAGGACGGUACCACUUCCUGGGGGGCCGUUUUGUUCCCCCCGGCAUAGAGAGGAAGUACCAGCUCAACCUGCCCCCAUACCCCGACCAGGACUGUGUGCUGCAGCUGUAGCACAUUGUUAACAUACUUAAGGUUUGAUGAGAGGAAGGGUAUUUGUAUUUAAAACAAGAGUUCAACAUUUUGGAAAAUAAUUCCUUCUAUAAACCUUUUCUAUGUUUAAGAAAAAGUAUUUAUUGAGCCAAACAUACUGUUGCACAUAAUUGAGCUCUUUCCCAUUUACAUGAAAAAACAACAACAAAACAUAAAUUAUAAAAAAGCAGGAUAUUAUUUGGGAUAUUGUUUUGAGAAGUAUUAAAAUAAAUGAACUAAAAAGAGAAAUAUUGAACUAUUCCUUUAAAUUGAUUGGUUUCCAUUGGGUGGAUGAUGGUGUGAAUCCUAUAACGUGUUAGUAAAGAGGUUUAUAUGCACUCUGGAAGAUUUCUGAAAGCACAAAUCUUUAACGUAGCAUCGACAUGAAAAUAAAUUAUUGGAAUUUGA
Messenger RNA from Eleginops maclovinus (Patagonian blennie), 1448 nucleotides. It is a transcript of the gene naxe, whose product is annotated as NAD(P)HX epimerase. The record is from RefSeq and is a predicted model, not a curated record. The transcript has 7 exons. NCBI's taxonomy places the organism in Eukaryota, Metazoa, Chordata, Actinopteri, Perciformes, Eleginopidae. Gene Ontology annotation, cellular component: mitochondrion. The coding region runs from base 177 to 1022 and encodes 281 amino acids. Gene Ontology annotation, molecular function: NAD(P)HX epimerase activity.